Messenger RNA from Monascus purpureus, 1193 nucleotides. Lineage: Eukaryota; Fungi; Ascomycota; Eurotiomycetes; Eurotiales; Aspergillaceae. The record is from the annotation of a GenBank genome assembly.
GUAGAACCAACCUGGCAACUGGAAACGGUCUCGGUUAACGCACGCCCAAUACUUCCCGGUCACUCUGUCUCAUCUAUGCAUGAUAUGGACGGAUCCAUCCGCGCCUGAUAAUUAGUUAAUUACCAAAUUUGAGCAAAGACACGCCGCGGGUAACAACCCCGCCACGAUCUGGUUAUCUAUUGAUAUUAAAAGGGCUGCCAUGGCACCAAUUCUGUUCUCACGGAAAGAUCUCGCUUGUUCAAUAUUUCUAACCUUAGGGAAUCCCCAAGUUGAACACCAGAAUUUGAAAUAUCAUGGGUGAGACUGAGACAUGGGUUGUAGUGGGUGCCUCUCGGGGCAUCGGCCUUGAGUUUGUGAAGCAACUUUUAGAGGGCGGGAAAAGGGUCAUCGCAGCUGUUCGGAGUCCAGCUGGAGCUGAACAGCUCUCAAAGUUAAUUGUGCAUCAAUCAAAACCAGAGCACUGCGUGGUCGAGCAAUGUGAUGUCACAAGUGAGGAGAGCAUCGAUCUAGCCAUGCAAAACGGCACAAAGAUAGCAAAUGUUAUAUUGAACGCGGGUGUGCUGAAGUAUCCAAAUAGGGCGACAGAGCUCACGUACGCAGACUUUGCCCUCCAUUUACACACCAAUACCAUCGGACCCAUCAUUUGCGCCCAGAAACUGGUCAACUUGGACCCUGAAUUUCCUCCAUCAAAGGUGAUAUUCAUCUCUUCCGACUCAGGAUCGACUACGCUCUUCCGAAGCCACGAGGAUGGUUUUGGUGCAUAUGCGGCGAGUAAAAGCGCGCUGAACCAGAUGGUAAGACAUAUGGCCGCGGAGCUGAAGAGGAGUGGUGGAAAGAGAGAAAAUAUAUGCGUUCUCGCAUUGCAUCCAGGCGAAGUACAGACUGAUAUGGCUAAUAUCGACGUUGACUGGGAAGUACAAGGCGUGAUACAGGCUGAUGAAAGUGUGACGGGGAUGCUCAGGAUUAUCGGAGAGAAGGGGCCCGCCGACAGUGGCUCAUUUUGGUGCUGGGAUGGAAGGAGGCAUCCUUGGUGAGGGCAAGCAGACGGCGUGGAGGUACAGAGUCCGGCCGUGGGAAUUAGGGCACUUGAUGCCCAAGACCUAGCAGGCCCCAAAUGGGCAAUUGCAUGCAGCUUGCCCUGUGAACAGGCCCUAAUUGCCACCAGCCACCGCCCACAUGACACCCGAGGAAAU